AUGUCGAAGCCAGCGGAAGAGCCUUCAGUGUGGCAAGAUCUCCUGCGAGUGCUUCAUCGCGAAACCCCGCAGAUCACGCCAGCGGAGGCGUGGGACCGCCUUCAGCAGGACUUCGGUGAUGUGAAGAAGGACCAAGUGAAGCAUGCGCUCAUGCGGAUCCGGAAGAAAGCGCAAGCCGAGGCUGAAGGCACGAAGCCUCAAGACUCAGCCCGUCCAUGCGAGCUCACCGCACCAUUACAAGCGGACCCGAUGCCAUCCCUGCACUACCGUGACCCCUUCUCCAAAGAUGGCAGCAGCAGCUGCACUCAGGAGCCUCAGGCUUCGCCGGAGGCGAAGCCCGGUUGUUGGGAGCUGCAGACCUCGAAGACCGGAGGUUUGGGAGUUUUUGCCAAAUGCGACAUUGAGCCAGGCGAGCUGAUUUUUUGGGAUCAGCCUGCAAUGGUUGUGAAGCUCAAGAACGCGGGCAUCCAGUCGAAGUUGGAGGAAAUUGCUGAAGAAAGAGACAGCAUCAUGAAGAGCUUCGAUGACUUGGAGGACGGGAAAAAAGCAGAAGUGCUGUCCCUUUCAAGUUUCAUGUCAGACUUCCUUGAUGACCCCGAAUUGGAUGAAGGCGGGUUGGCCAGUGGCUUGCGUCAGAGUAUUGAGCUGAUGCGAUCCUCAGAGCAGUCAUUUGUGGUGGCAAGCAUCUUCCUUACCAAUGCCAUCCCUGUCGGAGAGGGACGCUGGGGCUUGUGCUGUGGCAUUGCACGCUUCAACCACAGCUGCUCUCCAAACGCUGAAUAUGUGACUGCCAGCACACAAGUUGACUGCUAUGUUCGUGCGACGCGCCACAUCAAAGCCGGAGAGGAAAUAUCAGUGCACUACGCCGAGCUUGACCAUCGCGCCGAGCAGAACUCUCUGGCUUUUCGACCAACUGCUGAACGUCAAGCUUGGAUGAAGGUGAGCUUUGGACAGGCCUGCAAGUGCAUUCCAUGCCAGCAGGAUGACCCGGCUUCCGAUGAGAAGCGCAAAUCCAUAUGUAGGCUCUUUCAUGCCAUUCCAAUGGCAGGGUCGCAAGUGGAGGAGCAAGCUUGGAAGCUGCUACACCUCAUGCAAGAGGUCGGAGUGAUGUUUCCUUCUCUUCUCAGGCAACUUGCUCAUGAUGUCUGCUUCGCAGCAGACCGAAAACUCCUCGACUCUCGCAAGACAGAGCGCCUGCUGUUCUGGCGCCGCCUUGCGUAUGAGCUGCAGUGCUACGGCUUCGGUGAGAGCAGACCCUACACUCAGGAGCUGAAGUCAAAGAUGCUGCAACUGAAGGAGAAGAUGGAGAAGCAGGCACGUAAGGGAGCACCUGCUUGA
This is a messenger RNA of Symbiodinium natans, 1338 nucleotides long. The record is from the annotation of a GenBank genome assembly. Lineage: Eukaryota; Dinophyceae; Suessiales; Symbiodiniaceae.